AGAUAGAGAAGGUUUGCAAGUAUUUGAUUUCGUGUUGGAAUCGGAAACGAACCCUAACAAAGCCAAAGCCUCUUCCUUUACCUAAUAUAUAUAAAUCCAUACCAUAAGUACCCAACUCUCUUCUUCUUUGAUUGAUUGUGACUUUCCCCAAUCAAUCCCCAAAACCCCAAUCAAUUCUCACGUUUCGUGUCAAUUUGGAGGAAGGUCGGAGCCAAAGUGCAGCCAUGGCCAAUGACAAAAGCUUGUUCAAGAAAGAACUUGCUCUGGAGAGGAGGCAGGCAGAAGCUUGUCGAAUCAGGGAGAAGUAUCCGGAGAGAGUACCGGUGAUUGUGGAGAAGGCUGUAAAGAGUGACAUUCCCGAUAUUGACAAGAAGAAAUACCUUGUCCCUGCUGAUUUGACUGUUGGACAAUUUGUUUAUGUUGUUCGCAAGAGGAUCAAGCUCAGUGCAGACAAGGCUAUAUUUAUCUUUGUCAAGAACACUUUACCUUCCACUGCUGCCUCGAUGUCUACAAUUUAUGAAGAAAACAAGGAUGAAGAUGGAUUCCUUUACAUGACCUACAGCGGAGAGCAAGUCUUUGGAUCCCUUUAAGAAGAGCAAAUGUGAAUAGAACUUCAAAAAUGUAAAUUAUCAGUAUCUGUAGGCAACGAUCUGCUCAUCUACCAUAGUUUAUAGUUUGGUCUUUGAGACCGCUGGGAUUGAUAUCGUUGGUGGAAUAUUUUAUUUUCAUGACAUCUCAAGGGAUCUCGAAUGUUAUUAAUUUCCAUUCUUUUGAUA
Rosa rugosa (rugosa rose) is the source of this 776-nucleotide messenger RNA. RefSeq names its product autophagy-related protein 8C-like. The coding region runs from base 225 to 590 and encodes 121 amino acids. Gene Ontology annotation, biological process: cellular response to nitrogen starvation. The transcript has 5 exons. The record is from RefSeq and is a predicted model, not a curated record. NCBI's taxonomy places the organism in Eukaryota, Viridiplantae, Streptophyta, Magnoliopsida, Rosales, Rosaceae.